CUAAGGAGAAGGCAUUAGACACAAAUAUAAUACAUUUAUGUUGGCCUUGAGCUUACUACAUUCAGCAGAGUUAUUUUACAUUUAAUGAUUGUGGAUUCUAAAAAUUUCAGCUUGUGUCAAAUUUAUGUGAAAAGAAGCCAUGAAAGAAUAGGGGGAAGAACGGCUGAUGAAGGAUUAAAACUGCUGUCAUCCAGGCACAGGGCGGAGACACGCAUGCAGUGAGCCUGUAGGCUAAAGCAGGAGCACGGCAUAUUUGUUUAGCAGAGCUCAUUUGUAUGAACCACAGAAAAGGCUGUCUGAUUGGCUGAGUCUGAGUUGAGAGGUGUGAUGUCGCCAGUGGUGGACGAGACGGCCGGGGACCUCCCAGUCAGGGAUGUGGGACUGAUGAGGGGAGGACUGAUGCCAACUGUACCAGAUAACCUACGUGAUGUCAAGUCUUGGAAGAAGCAUCACGUUUUGAAGACAAAACCAGACCCUCAGCGGCUGUUUCGUUUUCCCAGGGAGCAUCUGGAGGAUCUGUGUCUCCGACUGCAGGAGGAAAACAGCGUGCUCAGACAACACACACGAACACAGGAGCACAGGAUGCGCAGAAUGUCCACGAGGCUCAUGCGUCUUCGUCAGCCCCGUCCUGGGUCUGGUGGUUUGAAAGACAGGGACAUGGAGGACACAAUUCAGGAGCUGGAGGCCCGAGUGGCAAUGCUGGAGAGUCAGAAAGUAGUGCUACAGAACAAACUCAGUCUGGCCAAGCAGCACAUCUUGGACCUCGGGGCUCGUACUCCCUACAAGUACAGCAAAGGUAAAAAUCUGGAGGGGGAGGGUGGAGUCAGGAGGGCAGCUCAGACAGCGCCGCCUCGAUGUGGCUUCACGCUGGAGGAUACCAGAACAGAGAUGGAGAGAUUCAGGUCUGGUAUGACAGACCAGUUGAGGAUGACAGAACUGGAGCUGACUGCUCAGACACUCAGAGACACACUGAGGGAGAGAGAGAAAGAGAUCGAGGGGACGGUUAGAGAGCUGAGAAAGCAGCAGGCGGAUAGACACAGAACAACUAUUAGAGAGAAUGUGGAUGUAAUCCGUCUACAAAAGCAGCUUUCAGACAAAAGUGCCGCCUUGAGAGUAAGUCAGGAGAAGUUCACCGACCUGCAAGAGACAUAUGAGAAACAGCUGGAGGAGAGUCAGAGGUCACUCAAGGAAAGCCAGGGUGCUCUACUGGAGAAAGUCGAGGAGCUGACUGAGCAGCUCAAACAGGAACGGCAGAGAGCUCUGGCUCUUGAGGGACAGCUUACAACCACAUCUUUGUCUCUACAGACCCUGGACAAGCUCGAGGAGAGGAUAUCAGACUUGGAAGGGGAGAGGGAUCUGAUUAAAGAAAACUAUGACACCCUACUAAAGAGUACUUUAUCUGCCCAGAGCGACCAUGAUGAUCAUGUGGAAAAACACAGAGAAAAGGGGCAGAAGAGAGACAUUGUAGUGGAAAAUGUCUACAGCAUGGACAUUCAGAGACUGGAGAAAAUGCUGCAAGCAGAGAAGGAGGAGAGAAGCAGGCUGGAGCUGGAGAAGGAGAAGCUGAGGCAUGAGAAGGAGAUGCUGGAGGAGCGGAGGGAGCAAGAGGGAGAGUUCUCAUUGUCGAUGAGAGACAAACAAGAGUAUCUAGAACGGGAGGUUGUCCAGUACAGAGAGCAAGUCUCCACUCUGCAAGGCAGACUGGAUUCAGUCACCAAGGAGUUUGAUAUGAGUGUUGAGGAGCUCAGUGAAACUCUUGUGCAGAUCAAGGCCUUUAGGAUGCAACAGGAGAGCAGGGAGAGCCUGCGCUUCCUCUUGCCUGAUGGGAAGGUGGAAGAUGCAACCCGUGAGUUGGUAAACAUCCAGGCAUCGCAUGCUGAGACUGUGCUCGAGCUACAGAAAACCAGAAACCUGCUGCUGCUGGAGCACAAAAUUACUAAAGACCUGCAGGAAGAGUUAAGUACAAUCAAUCAGAGGGUGGAAAGAGAGAGGGAGGAGAAUACAAGGAGGGUAGCAGAGAAAGACAAACUUCUAGCAAAAAGAGCUCUACAGAUCAACACUUUGCAAGCUCAGUUGAAAGAGUUGGCGUACAGCCCCAGGAACUACAAACGAACCAUACCAAUACAGUACACUUGGCCAGCUGGAGGUCAGGAGGUGGUACAGCCUAUUGAAGAUGAUCUGCCUUUCUCUCAGCUAAAGGCUGGAGAGUCACUACUGGAGAUUCACCUUAAGGCGGCCACCUUCACUCCAUCAGGGCUCCGGACUAUGGGCAACAUCCAUCCAGGAGCAGACAAAAAUAAAGACAUUGUGACCUUCUGCACCUACUGCCUGUUGGACUUUGAGAUGCACUCUACUCCCCUUGUGUCAGGAAGCCAACCCAACUAUGGGUUUACGUCUCGCUAUGCUCUGACAGUCAGGGAUCUGGGCAGGCUGGGAGGUCAGGGGUCAAGGGUCCGCGUGGAGCUCCACCAGGCUGUAGGAGGCAUCCAGUUUGUCACUCAUGGAAGCGGACACAUGUCACUCAUGGGCGCUAUAGAGAGGAGAGGAGAACGAAUCAGUGGCCGUGUUACUAUUACAGGACAUGAGGGUGAAAUUGUUGGUAUGGUGGAUUUCUGGGCACGCCUGUUCCCUCCUGCAGAGCCUGUUGCCACUGUGGCAGAAAGCGAAGCUGACAGAAGAACAGUGACACAAAGGGGUCCUGUACAGAUUUCUCUUGGCUGGCAGGACAGUAGUCAUGAGGAGUUACAUGACUAUGGUGGUGGGAUCCCCAACGAGUUGGUGGUGAUGCUGGAGCGCUGUGUGGGUUUGAGUGCUCGCUGGCCAGGACUCCUUCCUGAUGCCUACCUGACGUACAGGUUCUACGACCUGCCACCUCACGUUUCUCAAACUGUCCAAUGCACAGCUGAUCCUGUGUUCAAUGACGUCACCAGCUACCCUCUAGCAGUAUCAGCUGAUGUGCUGCACUACCUCAGGUCCAGCAGUUUGUGGGUGUAUGUGUUUGAUGAGAGUGAUGACCAGAUACCACCAGCCUAUCUGGCCAAGACCCCCAUCCCAUUGCUGCCCCUGGCUACAGGGAGAGAGAUUAGAGGUGAUUAUGUCCUGAGGGAUCCAGCUGGUGGACCUCGGGGCAUGGUUAGAGUCAUGGUGAAAUGGAAGUACCCCUUUCAGCCUUCGAUGGAUGCCUUGCAUGUUAGAGGGGAGAGGGGAGUUGAUGAGCAGAGCAGGGUGAUGGAAAGCACUGCGAGGGAGGAGAGAAGAAAAGAGGAGGAUCCACACAGGCCCGUAGCUAAGCCCAGAGUGAAGACUCAGCAACCUGAGCCCAGAGAAACCACAGGUGUGCAGAAAGAGACAAAAGCCUGGCCUCGGCCUCCAGUCAAACAGAAAAGCUCACAGGACCUGAGAUCAGGGAAAAUCACCUCUGUGAAGCCACCAGGUACUCAUCCAUCAAUAGAGAGGAACAGAUCCAUCAAGAGCUCGCCUAACCUUUACCUGAGAAGCCCUGAUCUGACACCAGAGCCAAGACCAACCACAACAUCUCAUCGGCAAACUGCAAAAUCUUCGGUGGAAGCAUCUUCCAGACAAUCACCCACCACACCGUCAAGGAGCUCCGUCAGUGAUGUCAGGACUCAGGACCUUCCCUCUUUGGAGGUGUCGAUGGUGGAGGAUGAGGAGGAAGAGGAGAGGAGUGAGAGCGGAGACAGUGAGGCCCCUGAGUCCUCAGAGUCCAGUUCCUCACAAAGUGACAUUAUAAUCAUACCACCAAGACGAAAAAUGAGAAAGGGAGAGAAGCUAAGAGUUGAGAUUCUGUCACUGACAUUUGAGCCAUCCUCACGUUUGGCAAUGGACAAGUCAGUGCAACGCGUUUAUGUGGAAUAUCGGCUGCUGGGCGUCCCCAUGGAGACGACAGAAACACCAAUGUCUCUCCGCAAGCCUGUGAAAGGGGAGGAGGUUCACUACAACUUCACACGAGUGAUUUAUGUGAAUGGUUCCCAGUCAGCUCCACUCAGACAAUAUCUUUACACUAUGUUGGAGGGAACGGACCCCAACCAGGGCAGGUUAAAGUUCACAGUAGUGAGUGAGCCAAUGGACGAUGAUGAAGAGUGUGUGGAUGUUGGACAUGCUUUCCUUGACCUGCAGGAAUUGCUGCUCACAGGAAAUGAUGUCAUUGAACAACAAAUUGAUAUUGUGAGUGUGGAUGAAGACAAGGAGGUAAUAGGAAAUUUGAAAGUGUCACUAGAGGCAGCGAAAGCACUGACUGGAAUUUACCAGGAGUUUCAUAAGCAAGAUGAGAGUAAAACUGAGGAUGAGACAGAUGAAGAGGAAGGUGAGGCAAAGGAGGAAGAAGAAGAGGAAGAAGGAGAACAAGAACAAGAAGAAAAGAAAAAAGAUCAGAUACAGGUGCUAGAUUUUGAUGAUGGCGAUGACAAUGACUUCUACUGAAUCUAAAAACAUGGAAACUGUUUUACCCUUCAACUAAAUGAAAAGAUUCAACAAA
Molecule: messenger RNA, 4495 nt
Organism: Melanotaenia boesemani (Boeseman's rainbowfish)
Lineage: Eukaryota; Metazoa; Chordata; Actinopteri; Atheriniformes; Melanotaeniidae
Gene: rpgrip1
Product: RPGR interacting protein 1
Exons: 31
Coding region: 328-4440 (1370 amino acids)
Biological process (GO): non-motile cilium assembly; retinal rod cell development
Cellular component (GO): photoreceptor connecting cilium
Source: RefSeq, a predicted model, not a curated record